Molecule: messenger RNA, 1032 nt
Organism: Chlorella variabilis
Lineage: Eukaryota; Viridiplantae; Chlorophyta; Trebouxiophyceae; Chlorellales; Chlorellaceae
Exons: 7
Coding region: 1-1032 (343 amino acids)
Cellular component (GO): endosome; trans-Golgi network; Golgi apparatus
Molecular function (GO): antiporter activity
Source: RefSeq, a predicted model, not a curated record
AUGAGCCAACCCACCGCGCGCCGCCCCAAGGGGCAGGAGGCGGUGGAGGCUCAGAGCAAUGGUGGGGGCGACUCGUCGCACCAAUUCAAGCUGUUUGGGCUUUCAAAGGUCGUCAUUGCCGUGAUUGCCAGCGUGGCGUGGAUGUCGGUCUCCUCUGGCCUCAUCCUGCUCAACAAAGACCUGCUGUCCCACGGCUUCCACUACCCCAUGGCCCUGUCGGGCCUGGGCAUGGCAUUCAGCGCCUGCGCCAGCACGCUCUGCUGCCGGGUGUUCAAGUUUGUUGAGGCCAAGAAGACGAUGACGUGGCGCUUCUACUGCACCAAGAUACUGCCCGUGGGCCUCUUCAUGGCCCUCACCCUCCACUUUGGCAACCUCGUCUACCUCUACCUCACCGUGGCCUUCAUCCAGAUGCUCAAGGUCAACCUCAACCUCACAGGCAUGUUCAUCAUGCUGCUGUCGGAGCUGUUUGAGUCGAUCCGCCUCGUCAUGACCCAGCUGCUGCUCACGGGGCUGCGGUUCCACCCAAUCGAGGGCCUGAUGUACCUGGCCCCCGCCUGCACCUUCUGGCUGCUCAUCGGCAGCACGGUGCUGGAGCUGCGCCCGAUGCUGGCCUCCGGCGCCUUUGGGCUGAUGCUGGAGCGCCCCGUGAAGUUUCUGGCGGCCGCCAUGAUGGGCUUUGCCGUCAACUCGCUGGCCUAUAUCGUCAUACAGUCUGCCUCCUCGCUCACGCUCAAGGUGCUGGGCACGGUGAAGAACGCGCUGGUGGUGUGCCUGGGCAUCGUGCUGCUGGCUGAGAAGGUCACAGCGAUCCAGGGGAUGGGGUAUGGCAUCAGCGUGGCAGCCUUCUUCUGGUAUCAGAAGAUCAAGAUGCAGCAGAUCUCGUCAGAGGCCAAGGCCGCGCUGGUCACGGGUGUCACCAAUGGCAGCAGCGGCGGCGGCGGCAUGGAGAAGGAGGGCGGCGAGGGGCUGCCGCGGUACCACGCUGUGCCAACCACGGAGGAUGGCCUGGGAGACGGGAAGGCGCAGAAGUGA